Messenger RNA from Sphenostylis stenocarpa, 1152 nucleotides. The record is from the annotation of a GenBank genome assembly. Lineage: Eukaryota; Viridiplantae; Streptophyta; Magnoliopsida; Fabales; Fabaceae.
AUGUUGAUUCUGGGUUUUGUUUCAGGCACUUUGUGUCUGAGCAGCAAUGCUCAAAUGAAGUAUUUGAAUGUGAUGGAUUAUGGAGCUCAUGGCGAUGGAACAACUGAUGAUUCACAUGCAAUUUUAAAUGCAUGGAAUGGUGUGUGUGGAGGGGGAGGACCAGCAACUCUAUUGAUACCUUCAACCAAAACCUUUUUGGUGAAAAGAUUAAAGCUAAAUGGUCCUUGCAAGGCCCCAAAUGUAGCCAUUAAGUUUGAAGGGAAGAUAGUUGCUCCAUCUAUGAAAAAAUGGGGUGGUAAUCCGUUCAAUUGGAUUGAGAUAUUUUCUGUAAAUGGUCUAACAAUUGAAGCUGAUGGAGGAAUCAUUGAUGGCAAUGGCGAUACUUGGUGGCAGACAUGCAGAACAUGCAGGCGCCCAGCAUCCCUACGUUUCCAUGCUUGUAAUGGUCUUACUGUGAAAUCUCUGAGAAUGAGUAACAGCCCUGGUGCUCACAUAUCAGUGAAUAGCUGCAAUGGCGCAUUCUUCUCUCAAAUGAAUAUCGCUGCUCCUCGGGAUAGUCCUAACACUGAUGGCUUUGACAUUAGUAAUUCCAAAAAUAUAGCAAUCGAAGAUUCUACCAUAGCAACAGGUGAUGAUUGCAUUGCCAUCAAUGGUGGCUGUUCUUUCAUCAACGCCACUAGAAUUUUCUGCGGACCAGGCCAUGGCAUAAGCGUUGGAAGCCUUGGUAAAAAUAAUUCGUACGAGACAGUAGAAGAGGUUCACGUACGGAAUUGCAGCUUCAAUGGCACCACAAAUGGAGCAAGAAUCAAGACAUGGCCGGGUGGAUCAGGCUAUGCAAGAAAGAUCACGUUUGAGGAAAUCAUACUUCAAGAUGUUAAGAAUUCAAUCAUUAUAGACCAGUACUACGGCAAUAAAAAUCAAAGUGAAGGGGAAAGUGCGGUGAAGGUGAGUGAAGUGAGUUAUCGAGGCUUCAAUGGAACUUCUGCAAGUGAUAAGGCAAUCAACGUGAACUGUAGCCCAUCUGGUUGUUCCGACAUUUCAAUGGAUCAAAUAUACAUUGUCUCUUCACAACCAUCCAGAAAAGCCUAUGCUUUUUGCCAGAAUGCUAAAGGGACCAUUGAAAACACUGUUCCAAAAGUAUCUUGUGUAUGA